UCCUCUGCCUCCAAGUCGCGUAUGUAACUUGAGAUUCAAGAUUCCUUUUUUAUUCUUCAACAUUCAAAUAUGGUUUCUGUUUAGAGUAAAAAGUCUUAUUGAUUCCUUCAAAUCUAAUUCUGCUUUUAAGGAAAGUAUUAUCAAAAUUCUCCUAUAAAUACAUAGGUUUCGGAGCUUCCGAAAUACCACAAACAAUUCAUCCUAAAUCAAACACAAGGAAACACAAACACUCCUACAUAUCAACCAUGAUGAACAACAACAACAACAAUCUGAAGAUGAGUUUGGCACAAGAAAGUGGCAAUCGUACUACUAACAUCGUUAUUACAGAGACGAGGAAUAACAAGAAGGUAAAGAGGAAGGCAUCCAUGGACGUGGACAAGUGCGCGGAAGCUUUCAUCACAAACUUCAGAAAGCAGCUUCUUCUCCAGCGUCUCGAAUCCAUCGAAAACAUGCUCUCCCGUGGCCUAUAAUACCUUUUAUCAAUAAACUUGUAUGUAUGUAUUAGUCCUCAACUCCUAGUAUGCAUAUUGCUAGUUGGUAACAAAAAUUUGAUGUCAUUUUUUUUAGUUUAACUGUCUGCUGUAAUUCGGGUAACUCGAUAAAUCUAAAGCAAAAAUAAGAGAGCAUUCUAAUUGA
Messenger RNA from Raphanus sativus (radish), 636 nucleotides. RefSeq lists its product as uncharacterized. The record is from RefSeq and is a predicted model, not a curated record. The coding region runs from base 246 to 470 and encodes 74 amino acids. The transcript has a single exon. NCBI's taxonomy places the organism in Eukaryota, Viridiplantae, Streptophyta, Magnoliopsida, Brassicales, Brassicaceae.